This is a messenger RNA of Morone saxatilis (striped sea-bass), 1711 nucleotides long. RefSeq names its product adhesion G protein-coupled receptor A1a (gene adgra1a). Gene Ontology annotation, molecular function: G protein-coupled receptor activity. Lineage: Eukaryota; Metazoa; Chordata; Actinopteri; Moronidae. The coding region runs from base 35 to 1711 and encodes 558 amino acids. The transcript has 3 exons. Gene Ontology annotation, biological process: cell surface receptor signaling pathway; G protein-coupled receptor signaling pathway. Gene Ontology annotation, cellular component: postsynaptic density; glutamatergic synapse; plasma membrane. The record is from RefSeq and is a predicted model, not a curated record.
UGGCAUCGUGCUCCAUUAUGCUUCUUUGUCUACAAUGCUGUGGCUGACGUUUACAGCUAGAAACAUCUGUAAAGAUGUGUCCAAAGACCCACUUCGGACCCAGGACAGGAAUGGGCCAGCCCAGACUCGCACCAAACCAACAGUCCUCAGAUUUUAUCUCGUCAGUGAUGGAAUUCCACUCAUAAUUGUUGGAAUUACAGCAGCCUUUGGUAUGGAUAACUAUGGCAGCAGGGAUGACGCAUUGUAUUGCUGGAUGGCAUGGGAACCAAGCCUGGGUGGUUUCUAUGCCCCCAUUAGUCUUCUGGUCUUAGUCAUGUCCGUGUACUUCUUGUGCACCUACAUCCAGCUUAAACGCCACCCGGAGAGGAAGUACGAGCUGCGAGUUCUGAGUGAGGAGCAGCAGCAGUUAUCAUCCAGUGAGUCAAACCAUCACUGCCACACUGACACUGGGGGAGCUUCUGGGCCUGCUGGGGACUGUCCACCAUUUGCAACAGGCUUGUCAGUUCUAGCCAAUGAGCACUCAUUUAAAUCUCAGCUCCGGGCCACAGCCUUCACCCUCUUUCUGUUCCUGUCUACCUGGGCUUUAGGAGCCUUGGCGGUAUCACUAGGACAUUUCCUGGAUAUGAUAUUUAGCUGCCUGUAUGGGGCUUUUUGUGUCACUCUAGGACUCUUCCUUCUCAUUCAGCACUGUGCCAAACGUGAUGAUGUAUGGCACCGCUGGUGGGCUUGUUGCCCGUCCAAGUCCAAGACAGAGGGCGGGAAUGGGGAUGGACAGAGCCAGAGGCAGGAGCUCCAUCAACCACACUGCCACUUAAGCUCCCCAUGCUCAGGCAAGCAGCCGCUGCUCUCUCCUCACCUUGUGCAGAGUUCUUACCACAAAAUGAUACCACCUCCCCAGAGCCCUACACCAAAUAACACAGGUCCAUGCUGCGUGGCAGUGAUGGGACCUGUUAGCCCAACCCCAAUCUCACCUCUCGCUGAGCCAGUCCCAUCACCACGUCCACAGUCACUUUCUGAGGAGCUCUCUCGUCCCGCUCUGCCUCUACAGAGCUGCCUUAAUAACAGAACAAAGUCGCGCUCCUUCAACCGUCCACGCCCAUGCCUUCAGGACUACCGUUCUCACAUGACUUCCACCAGUAUGGAUGGGAGUGUACACAGCUCCCACCUGGACAGCCCCCAUGCUGCGCACCACCUUGAAGGUUCAUCUCUGGUUUGCAACAGCCCCCACCCAGACCUCCAGCUUCCCUGCCCUAGUCCUCACUUGGAUAAGCAGCUGGCUUCCUGCCACAGUUUGCAACGCCAGACCUCCUGCCAGAGCGUACACAACAUGCAUGACAGCAUUACUUCCUGUCACAGCCUCCUCCUGCCUUCUCAUGGGGUCCACACCUGCCAGUGGCACAUGUACAGCUCAGCGGAUCAUUCUUCCACUACAAGCUGCUGUGAGAAACCUGAUCCCUUCACCUUACAAUAUCAGCAAGACCCAGACACAUACAGCUGCAUGUCAAAGACAACAGAAAAAGAAAAGGAUAAUCUCUGCGUAGAGGCGGAGCAGCAAGGUUUCCCAAGAAAUACUCUGCCUCGGCAGCACGCCACUGUCAGCCGGCGGGGUACCAUUGGCCGAAAUAGGAGCCUACAGGAAGAUGGCCUGUUUGGUUCAGAUGCCACAGGAAACAUACGAACUGGCCCUUGGAAAAAUGAAACCACCGUAUAG